Molecule: messenger RNA, 1503 nt
Organism: Wickerhamiella sorbophila
Lineage: Eukaryota; Fungi; Ascomycota; Dipodascomycetes; Dipodascales; Trichomonascaceae
Exons: 1
Coding region: 1-1503 (500 amino acids)
Molecular function (GO): heme binding; oxidoreductase activity, acting on paired donors, with incorporation or reduction of molecular oxygen, reduced flavin or flavoprotein as one donor, and incorporation of one atom of oxygen; iron ion binding
Source: RefSeq, a predicted model, not a curated record
AUGAUUGGCAUAGUACUAUUGCUGGCCCUUGUUGUGGCAAUGAUCUAUGACUAUAUCUAUCCGCGCUAUCUGUAUCCUUAUAGGGCUCGAAAGCUUGGUGCAGAGCCUCCAACUGAGCAUCUAAGCUGGCCAUUUGGAAUUCCUGCCGGAUUUGGAUUUCUGAAAGAGGCCAGGCAGUUGAGACAAAUGGAAACAUCCCUAGAAUUCAGUCAUGGUCCGACCAAAACUGUUGUUUCCCAAGCGUUUGGUUCGCACAUCAUUGUUACUCGUGAUCCCGAAGUCAUCAAGGCCAUGCUGUCGACCCAGUUUGCAGACUUUGGACUGGCCAACCGCUACAAGGUUCUAUAUCCACUGUUGGGGGAUGGUAUUUUCACCUCUGAUGGACCACAUUGGAAGUCAUCACGCACUUUGCUUCGCCCAUUGUUCAUGAGAGAGCGGGUUUCCAACCUCAAGAUGAUGGAACACCACGUACAAAGUCUCUUCAAAGUAAUUGAUGGCUGGAACGGUCAGCCAGGCAAUGUGCAGACCCAAUUCCGUCUUCUCACGCGGGAUACCGCCUUACAUUUCUUGUUCGGUGUUGACAUGGAUAGCUUGGCGGGCGUUGAACAGUAUUUCGAAAUACGUGGAGGCGAGAAAAUCAGUGGAACAGAGCUAACCGAUGCAAUCAGGGUUGCAGCAGGCUGGCUCGGAGUCAGAGCAAAGCUGAUGCAGCUGUACUGGCUAGCCUCGCCUCCUCAAAUGUGGAAGGCAGUCAAAAUCUGUCACGCAUUCGUUGACAAGGUCAUUGAAACCGCCAAAACUAAGGACAAACUCGAGGACGAUGCAGAGUACAGUUUUGUUGCUGAUCUUUGCCAGUAUACGUCGGACUCCAAGCUGAUCCGUGACCAGGCUUUCAGUAUCUUUGUUGCAGGUUUUGGGACUACCUCUUCCUUAAUGUCACACCUCUGUAUGCAUCUUGCUGCUACAAAACGAUGGAAGAAGCUACGAGAGCAUGUGCUCCAUGAUAUCGGUACUGAUCCGUCUGCUGUGACCUUUGAAACCCUCAAGAGUUGCAAGUACUUGCAAUGGUGCAUCAACGAGUCUCUACGCAUGCACCCAAAUGUGCCUCUGAAUCUUCGCCGGGCCCGUCGCGAUAUCGUGCUGCCAACCGGCGGAGGUGUUGACGGUAAAUCUCCUCUGUUUAUUCCCAAGGGCCGUGACAUUGUCUACCACGUCCUAGCUCUCCACCACGACUUCGAUAUCUGGGGUAAGGAUGCUGAUGAGUAUAUUCCCGAACGGUGGGACAACCUAAAGGUUCCGUCUUGGUGCUACAUCCCAUUCAAUGGAGGCCCAAGAGUGUGUUUAGGUCAACAAUUCGCUUUGACAGAGGCCGCAUACGUGCUCUGUCGCCUGGUACAGGAAUACGACGAUCUUAUUGGGCCUGGAUACGAUGCCUACAAAUUCCGUUUCUCCCUAACUAUUGCUAUCGAGCCUGGUGUCACUGUGAAAUUCGUGCGCAGCUAG